This is a messenger RNA of Phyllotreta striolata, 2613 nucleotides long. The record is from the annotation of a GenBank genome assembly. NCBI's taxonomy places the organism in Eukaryota, Metazoa, Arthropoda, Insecta, Coleoptera, Chrysomelidae.
AUUUCUAAAUUUAGCAUUUACUUUAAAAUCCCUUUACUAAAAUUUUAUUUUUCUAGAAUAGUAUUGAUUUAAACUUUUUGAAUUAACAUUUUUUAUUUAAUUCGCUUUAUUAAAAUUUCAAAAGCUCCUUAAAUUGACAACUGACAUUAGCGAUUAGAACUACUGUCAGGUUUUUAACAACAACCAAUGACAAGUAUUGAAAUGAUACAUUCCUGGCUAAAUAAAACUUAAAUUUAUUAUCGUAAUAAUGUUAAAAACAACGUGCAACAGUAAACUUUAAAAUUAUGGGACUAACCAAAAUUACAGUGGGCAUUCUAAUUUCAAUGGUAUUGUUUGCAAUCUUCUUUACACAUGUAGUUAAUGUUUUAAGUACAUCCCCAAUUCAAAAAGAAGUUAACAAAGAUCAUGUUAUUAGUUUUUCGGACUCCUCGGAUAAUUUACUUUGGAUUUUACAAAUUUCAGAUAUUCAUAUUAGCUUAUUCAGAGAUCCAAUGAGAAUAACAGAAUUUAGAGAAUUUUGCCAUUUAACAUUGAAUGCCAUAAAACCUAGUGUAGUCUUAGCCUCUGGCGAUUUAACUGAUGCAAAAACCAAAGAUUCCAUUGGAUCGGAGCAGUACGAAGAAGAAUGGAAGCAUUAUAGAGAUAUUUUAAACGAAAGCAAUAUUAAAAAGAGGACACUGUGGCUUGAUAUAAGAGGAAAUCAUGAUAACUUUAACGUUGGCAGUCCUUUGUCUAAACAGAACUUUUUUACUAAUUAUUCUAUUCAAGGUAGAGAUCACCCACGGUCUUAUAGGUUCCAAAUAAAGAAAAGGAAUAAUAUUUACACUUUUAUUGGGAUUGAUGCUUGCCUGGAGCCUGGGCCCAGAAGACCUUUUAAUUUCAUAGGACAUCUCGAUGACGAUGAAAUUAAAGAAAUUCGCUCCCUUAUUGAGCAAACUGAAUCGCAGCCUAAUAACUAUACAAUCUUUUUCGGCCAUUUCCCAACAUCUUGCAUCUUAUCCCCCAGUCAGGAUAAUAUCAGAGAUAUUAUGGGAAGUCACAAGCAGGGUUUGGCAUAUGUGUGCGGACAUUUGCACAAACUCGGUGGUUUGAUACCAAAAAUGUAUACACUUCAAAAGACUGGAUUUUUAGAACUAGAGUUGGGCGAUUGGAAGGAUAACAGGGUAUAUCGAUUAUUGGCUAUUGAUCAUGGAAUAUUAUCAUUUACUGAUAUGGUACAUAGACAUUGGCCAGUUGUUUUAAUAACCAAUCCAAAAGAUGCUUUAUUUUACAAUCCAGCUAGAGAAAAUUUAGAUAUAUUGAGAAAUUCGACUCAUAUAAGAAUUUUAGCUUUUUCUUUAUCAACCAUAGAAUAUGUAAAAGUUCAAAUAAACAAUGAAGGCUGGUUACACUGCAAAAAAACGAAAGGCUCCCUUUUUGUUUCGCCUUGGAACCCCAAGAAGUACUUAACAGGACUUCAUAGCAUAGAGGUUCUUGUUAGAGACGUUGAAGGAAGGGAGAAAUAUGAAAACCAAUUAUUCUCAUUAGAUGGAACCAAAUUGUCUUUUGGAAUAUUACCAAAAAUAGCAUUAAUGUCAGACGUUAGCAUUAUAUUCCGGUCAAUGUUCUUCAUAACAUUAUGCUUGUCAAUAGUUCCCUUAUUUGCUAUUAGAUAUAUUCACAAAUUAGUGGCAGGUGGAAAGAUGAUAAAACCGAAACUAAGACAAUCUUGUUGUUUUUCUCUCCUUCAAAAGGUGUGGGUCAUGUGCACUAUUGAUAGAAUGUUUUGGCCUAUAGUUUUGUAUCCAAUAUAUUUGGCUGUGGGACCUUGGACUAUCGGUUACAUAGUCGAAGACCAUCUUGGGUCUGUUUUCGCCUGGGGAAUAUUGGUAAACAAUGCUUAUUUACCAGGAGCGUUCACUUACGUAUAUGGUUUCAUACAAUUAAUCACGUUCCAAAUUCCCAUAACGUUCAUUGUAGCCAAGACAGUAUACUUUAGGUUUCUGGAAAUAACCGUAAAGACGGGAAAAGGGCUAUCUCUGAAAAACAAAAUAGUGUUUCAUUUUCCCUUUUCCGUUGUAUUUGUUAUGCAAGUUAUAAUGGCCUAUUUGUUUUGGCUUGCAUACGGUACAACGGCAUUCUUAUUGGGGCCUUUACGAACAUGGUCGCUAAUUUUAGCAGCGGUUCUGUAUUGGCAAGCAUUGAACCUGCCUGAAAAAUGUACAAGGAAAGCAGCCGAGAUUUGGUACGUUUCUCCGUCAAGUUCCGCUGCUAAUCAGGAUAACAUUAACCGUUCUUCAUUAGAAAAGAGCAAUUAAAAAUUCUUAGAAGAUAUUGAACGAUAUUUCAGUAUGACUGAUGUAAUUCUAGAUAGAUUUUUUUUUCUAUUCAAUUCUUCCUAUGUGAUUUAAAGUCAAAGAUAUAUUUAUUUUUACGUGUAAAUAAACCAAAUACUAUGCAAUGAUAAUAACCGGUAGAUGGCGCCUUGUAAUACUUCUGAAAAUUCGGUAUAUUUAUAUGUAUGUUAUGGGUAAAGUUAGAUAAACGAUCAAAUCUAGGUUUACCUAGGUAAGGUAAGGUACCUACCCUACCCAUGCUUCUUAGGUAUUUUGCACUUUACACAGGUAAACCUAG